Molecule: messenger RNA, 788 nt
Organism: Durusdinium trenchii
Lineage: Eukaryota; Dinophyceae; Suessiales; Symbiodiniaceae
Source: the annotation of a GenBank genome assembly
UUUGGGCUCGAAAGACCCCACAGUGGGCGGUGAGGCGGUCUUCCGGACCUCGCAGAACCAAUGCGACCGUGGAAGAGACGGCCGCAAUGCCUGGCAUGUGUGGCUGUCCUUUGUGCCUUGGCGGCCAAUGCCUGGUGCUUCUUACACCACAUGCUAGGACCAGGACCCGAAUCAGAUCGAGGUGAAGCCGUCCAGGCGCGCCGUGCGCUGCUGGCAAGCCUAGUGGCUGGCUUUCCAGCCCCAGCGGUGGCUUUCCGAAAUUCCAAGCCGAAGGCCAUAAAGGCUGGAGAGGCAAUGCCUGACCUUGAUCCUGACUACCCGCCUGCACCCUCGGAUGACCCAUGGAUCCGCGGCUUGCAAGCCAAGUCUUGGGAAAGAGAGCCAAUUACCAGGACCAGAUUCUAUUUGAUGGAUGAAAUGACGAAGAUUCAGCCUAACCCUUUUGGUGAGAAAAAGGAUAUGAUCCGCUGGAACGAGGAUCCUGUGAAAUGGGACGUCGUUUCCGCGCAAGACCGCCGGACAGCUGAGAAUUUGGGCCCCACUCUUGGAUACCCUGACCUCACGAGUGAUGCGAUGGGAUGGCAGUCCUAUAUCUACACUGCAGCUGAGGACCGUGACUGGGCCGCCAAGAAUCUCAAUAUCACGCAAACGAUUGAGCUGGACAAACCCUUCCAGGAGCAGCUGAAGCUCAUUAGAUCGCGCAAAUUUGGCGUGGAUUGAUGGGAGCUUGGUUUAGUCAUUGUAGCCACGUAGAACGUGCAGAAACGAUCGGAAGAGCAAAGACGUCA